AUGGCGCCUAGGAGAAAGGCGGACGGCGCGCCUGGUGCGCUUCCGCCCGCAGCAAGGAAGACCGCCACAAAGCCGACAGCUGUACGUAAAGCAGCCCCCAAAGACGGUAUCAACACCGAACAAGCAGCCGCGAAGGAUGGCUCGAAGACUGAAAGACAACACCGCCGGUCAAAUCAGCUUGCCGACAGCUUCGGCGCUGCCCUGGAGCCGUUCUACUACGAGAAAUCCUUGACGGAUCCGAUUGACACGGCGCGAGACAAAUGGAAUCUGCUUCCGGCGUUCCUCAAAGUCAAAGGGCUUGUAAAGCAGCAUGUCGACUCGUUCAAUCACUUCGUUGACGUCGAGCUGAGAAAAAUCAUCGAUGCUGAGCCCCUCAUCACAAGUGACAUCGAUCCAAAGUUCUACAUCAAAUAUGAGGACAUCUACAUCGGCCGACCUUGCAGGGUCGACGAGAUGGAGGAAUCCAGCCUUCGAAGAGGAGGCUCAACUGUCACACCGAAUGAAUGUCGACUGCGGGAUUUCACGUAUGCUGCUCCAAUCCUGGUCGACGUCCGAUAUGCGAAGGGGGAUGCUUCCUGGCGCAGCACAGGCUUGCCCAUCGGACGACUGCCGGUUAUGCUGCGAAGCAACAAAUGCGUGCUCUCCAACAAAUCGGAAGCAGAGAUGUGUGCCAUGGACGAGUGCCCCCUGGAUCCUGGUGGCUACUUUAUUGUCAACGGCACUGAGAAAGUCAUUCUGGUGCAAGAGCAGCUCAGCAAGAAUCGUAUCAUCGUCGAGGCCGACACAAAGAAGGAUUCCAUCGUCGCAUCCGUCACCAGCUCCACCCACGCCAGGAAAUCCAAAAGUUACAUUGUGCUCAAGAAGGAUCUGCUAUACAUGAGGCACAACAUUCUCAAGGAGGACGUCCCUGUUUGCAUCUUGCUCAAAGCAAUGGGCGUGGCUUCCGAUAUGGACAUGAUGGCCAUCGUGGCCGGUCCGGACAGCACUUUACAAGAAGACUUUGCAAUCAAUUUCGAGGAGACGAUCAAGGCACAGAUACACACUCAGCAGCAGGCUCUGGACUACAUCGGAGCACGCCUCAAGAUUUCCACGAAAAAUACACCAUUUGGGCAAACCCGCAGGAACUUUGUCCAGGAGGCGGUCGAGUGUGUUAGUGCCAUAUUCAUUGCCCACGUUCCGGUGGAAGACCUGAACUUUAGACCCAAGGCUCUUUAUGUAGCCCACAUGGCACGCCGCGUUCUGAUGGCAAAGCGUAACCCGGCACUAGUUGACGACAGAGACUACGUCGGCAACAAACGUCUGGAACUCGCAGGGCAACUACUUUCUUUGCUGUUUGAGGAUCUCUUCAAGAACUACAACUACCAUAUCAAGACAACCAUUGACAAACAACUGAGGAAACCCAACAAGACCUCUGUCGUCGAGCCUGCAAAGAUCAUGGCUGGGGCAUCAGGUCACAUUACUCAAGGGAUGAACAGGGCAAUUGCUACCGGCAAUUGGAACUUGAAGCGGUUUCGUAUGGACCGUGCUGGCGUUACCCAUCUCCUCAGCCGGUUGAGCUUCAUCGCCUCGCUCGGUAUGAUGACCCGCAUUUCGAGUCAAUUCGAGAAGACCCGUAAAGUCAGUGGCCCCAGAGCGCUACAGCCAUCGUCGUUUGGCAUGCUUUGCCCUGCAGACACGCCUGAAGGCGAAGCGUGUGGUCUGGUAAAGAACCUGGCAUUGAUGACACAUAUCACGACCGAUGAUGAAGAAGCACCGAUCAAGCGGUUGAUCUUCAUGCUGGGCGCCGAAGAUAUAACCAGUGUUGGUGGAUCCGAGCUCUAUGCGCCAGGAGCCUAUGUCGUGAUGUUGAACGGCACCCCACUCGCCACUACUCGGAUGCCCUCUCAUUUUCUCACGUCUUUCCGAAGAUUGCGACGGUCGGGACGUAUCUCCGAGUUCGUGUCCGUCUUUAUCAACCAUCAUCACAACACCAUCCAAGUCGCCACCGAUGAAGGCCGAAUUUGUCGCCCAUUGAUCAUUGUUGAAGACAAAAAGUCCAAAGUUACCAAACGAUACUUGAAGUCGCUGAGGCAGGGCUCGAUGGAUUUUGACGACUUCCUGGCUCGCGGCCUGGUCGAGUAUUUGGACGUCAACGAGGAGAAUGACAGCCACAUUGCAAUGUACGAGUCAGACAUUUGCUCAACCACGACUCAUCUGGAGAUUGAGCCCUUCACGAUUCUCGGUGCGGUCGCUGGUCUCAUUCCUUAUCCGCACCACAAUCAAUCUCCCCGUAACACCUACCAAUGUGCUAUGGGUAAGCAAGCCAUUGGAUUCAUCGCCAACAAUCAGUUCCUCAGAAUCGACACCCUCUUGUACCUCAUGGUCUACCCGCAGAAACCUCUUGUGAAGACGCGAACCAUCGAGUUGGUCAAGUACGACAAACUCCCGGCUGGACAAAACGCCACUGUGGCAGUCAUGUCCUACAGCGGCUACGAUAUCGAAGACGCCCUGGUCCUCAACAAGGCCUCCGUCGACCGUGGGUUCGGACGCUGCCAGGUGCUACGCAAAUACCCCGUGUCUCUCAAGAGCUAUCCCAAUGACACUCACGAUGAGGUCUUGGCUCCAUCAAUGCGUCCUGACGGGACAGGACCCGAGAAGGGCCACACUCUGCUGGAUUCGGACGGAAUUGCACGUGUCGGUGAGAUGGUGCGGGCCGGUGAGAUCAUGGUGAACAAGGCUAUUCCCAAGAAUGCCAACUCCUCCCUGCUGUCAGAGAACGGGAUGGAUAUGGGACUUGAGGAUCAGCCCCAGAAGUACCGCCUUCCGGAUCCGAGCUACAUCGACAAAAUCAUGGUCACGCAGGCCGAAAGUAGCGGCCAUCAGAUCAUCAAGGUGCAGACGCGUCAGACUCGAGUCCCCGAAGUGGGUGACAAGUUCUCCUCCAGACACGGUCAAAAGGGUGUGGUUGGCAUCAUCGCCGAGCAGGUCGACAUGCCCUUUUCGGACCGAGGCGUCACCCCGGACAUCAUCAUGAACCCCCAUGGUUUCCCUUCCCGCAUGACAGUGGGCAAAAUGCUCGAACUGGUCUCCGGGAAAGCAGGCAUCCUGAAAGGCAAAUUCGAGUACGGAACCGCCUUUGGGGGUUCCAAGCUGGAAGACAUGUCCAAAGCGCUUCUGGAAGCCGGGUACAGCUACGACGGCAAGGACUACCUCACCAGCGGCAUCACCGGCGAGCCGUUGCCGGCGUACGUCUUCACAGGACCCAUCUACUACCAGAAGCUCAAACACAUGGUCCAAGACAAGAUGCACUCGCGCAGCCGCGGCCCCCGCGCCAUCCUGACCCGCCAACCGACCGAAGGCCGUUCCCGCGACGGUGGUCUCCGCUUGGGCGAAAUGGAACGUGACUGCCUGAUAGCGUACGGGGCCAGUCAACUCCUCCGCGAACGACUCAUGCUCUCGAGCGACAAGCAUGACGUCGACGUCUGUGAGAGUUGCGGAUUCAUGGCGUUUGGGAGGUGGUGUCAGCGGUGCGCGAAGGCUGGGAAGGCCGGGAGCAACGUCGUGAGGAUGACGUUGCCGUAUGCUUUCAAGUUAUUGCUGAACGAGCUGGGGAGCAUGAAUGUCAAUACGCGCUUGAUUGUGAGUGAUGAAUUUCCCGCCGAUGGGAGCCGGAGGGCUUAA
This is a messenger RNA of Cladophialophora yegresii CBS 114405, 3660 nucleotides long. Its product is annotated as DNA-directed RNA polymerase III subunit RPC2. Gene Ontology annotation, biological process: DNA-templated transcription. The record is from RefSeq and is a predicted model, not a curated record. The coding region runs from base 1 to 3660 and encodes 1219 amino acids. Gene Ontology annotation, molecular function: DNA binding; DNA-directed RNA polymerase activity; ribonucleoside binding. The transcript has 2 exons. Gene Ontology annotation, cellular component: RNA polymerase III complex. Lineage: Eukaryota; Fungi; Ascomycota; Eurotiomycetes; Chaetothyriales; Herpotrichiellaceae.